AUGGAAAUUUGGGCGAUGAAGAAUAAUUACGAUUUCCUUGUUACCAAAUCAACGAAAAAGUGGUGGUCUAUACGAUGUAAGGAUAAUACGUGCAACUGGACUGUGCGUGCGGAAUGUGUUGAUGGGUCUACAUAUUUCAUGAUCAAUAAGUGUGUGGGUAUACACUCAUGUGCUCCUUCAAAGAAAAGCAACUUCGGAAAAACGGCGUCGGCAAGAACUAUUGGAAAGCUGAUACAACAUCGAUUUGAUGAUGCCAAUGAUGGCCCCAAAGCAAACGACAUCAUUCAGUUUAUGAGGCUAGAACAUAGCUGCGAAAUUACUUAUUGGCACGCUUGGGAAGCUCGUGAGUAUGCAAUUGCAGCUGUUAGAGGUAUACCAGACGAAAGUUAUGCAAAGAUACCAAAAUAUUUGCAUAUGAUUAAAGAAGCUAAUCCUGGUACACACACUCACUAUGAAACUAAGAAGGAUGGUAGAUUCAUGUAUCUAUUUAUGUCGUUUGGGCAAUCAGUUAGAGGAUUUCACAGUCAUAUGCGUAGGGUGAUUGUUGUUGAUGGAACUUUUCUGAAAAAUAAAUAUAAAGGAGUUCUACUUGUUGCUACAGCUGUAGAUGGUAACUCCAACUUGUAUCCAAUUGCAUUUGGAGUUGCUGAUUCAGAGAAUGAAGAAUCAUGGGAGUGGUUCUUCAGACAGUUGAGUGUGGUUAUUCCUGACUGUAAAGACUUAGCUUUUGUGUCAGAUAGACAUGCGUCAAUUGCUAAAGCAAUCAGGGAUGUCUACCCACGAUCAAAGCACGGAAUUUGUAUACACCACUUGCUGACCAAUGUGGUUAAAUUCUUCAGGACAAAGGGGUUCACUGCCUUGGUCGAGAAGGCUUCAAAGGCAUAUAGGUAUAGUGAAUUUCAGGAACGUUUCACAGAAAUUGUUGAUAUCAGUCCGGCACUUGGAAGAUAUCUACAAGAGGCUGAUGUGAGAAAAUGGGCUCGUUCUCUCUUCCCUGGAUCCAGGUAUGACAUCAGGACCAAUAACCCAGCCGAGUCGAUUAAUUCAGCUCUGAGAUCUCCUAGACAAUAUCCAGUAAUUCCUUUGCUAGAUAGUAUAAGAGAAAUGAUGACCCGAUGGUUCUAUGAGCGUCGCAUGUUAAGCUCCAAACAUAUUGAUCCUUUAACCGUUAAGGUGGAGAAAAAGAUUUAUAGGAGAAUCGUGAAGGCUCGAGGGUUUCAGGUUCAGAAGGUUGACAACUUCAGAUCACUUGUUAAAGGAGACAUAUAUGAUUGUCAUGUUGAUCUGGAAACCAGAACAUGCACAUGUGGGAAAUUUGAUUUAGGAAAAAUUCCAUGCAGACACGCCAUUCCUGCAAUUUAUUCUCGAAGUAUGGAAGUAUGGAAGUACACCGAUUUACUGGGCGUCUAUAGCACUGCAACGUGGAGAGCUGCCUACGCGGAAUCCAUUAAUCCCAUACCAGUUCCAAAGGCUGAAUGGAAUGUCCCAGAUGAGGUUAAACUUGCGAAGAUCUUACCACCAGAGUCAAGAAAGAGUGCUGGUAGACCAGUAAAGAGAAGGUAUGAAACAAUAGAAGACAAGAUUAGAUCUUCUCAAGGAUCAACAAAGAAGAAAAAGCACAAGUGCAGCCGGUGUGGUAUGGAGGGACACAAGAGAGGAACAUGUGAUAAACCUAUCUAG
Brassica napus (rape) is the source of this 1680-nucleotide messenger RNA. RefSeq lists its product as uncharacterized. Gene Ontology annotation, molecular function: zinc ion binding. NCBI's taxonomy places the organism in Eukaryota, Viridiplantae, Streptophyta, Magnoliopsida, Brassicales, Brassicaceae. The record is from RefSeq and is a predicted model, not a curated record. The transcript is spliced from 2 exons. The coding region runs from base 1 to 1680 and encodes 559 amino acids.